Messenger RNA from Drosophila ficusphila, 1357 nucleotides. RefSeq names its product zinc carboxypeptidase-like. The record is from RefSeq and is a predicted model, not a curated record. Gene Ontology annotation, molecular function: metallocarboxypeptidase activity; zinc ion binding. Gene Ontology annotation, biological process: proteolysis. The transcript has 5 exons. NCBI's taxonomy places the organism in Eukaryota, Metazoa, Arthropoda, Insecta, Diptera, Drosophilidae. The coding region runs from base 14 to 1300 and encodes 428 amino acids.
UCAAGCUAUAAGCAUGGAGGUUAAUAGAUAUCUUGUAGCUCUGACUUUGGUAGUUUUAGCCCAAGGAGCAAGUUUGGGUCAGGACGAAAAGCUGCGCUAUGAUAAUUACUCGGUCUACAAGGUCAAGUAUGAAACUCCAGAACAAAGAAAUCUUCUGACAAAGUUCGCAGAGGAUCGGGAAAAUUUUAGAUUAUGGAGCGAAGCCAAAAAUGAGUUGCACUUGAUGAUAAGUCCCGGCGCUCUUAGUAAACUCGAAAGCGAAAUUCAAAAGAUCAACGUCACUGCGGAGGUUUUUAUUGGUAACGUUCAGAGCCUCAUCGAUUUAGAGGAAGAAGCCAAUCUUAAGCUCAGCAGUGAUGGUUCCUUUGGUUGGAAAAAAUACAAUACUCUGGCGGAAAUUUAUGAAUGGCUGGAUGGAAUACUCGUAGCUUAUCCCGUAAUCACUGAGAGUUUUAUCUUGGGUCAAUCGUACGAAGGUCGCACCAUUCGUGGCAUUAAGAUCUCCUACAAGUCGAAUAAUCCUGGAGUGUUAAUUGAGUCCAAUAUUCAUGCUAGGGAGUGGAUCACUUCCGCCACAGCCACUUGGUUGAUAAAUGAGUUUCUAACCUCCCAGGAUGAGGGAGUGAGGAAUCUUGCCGAAAAUCACGAUUGGUACAUAGUGCCCGUACUCAAUGUUGACGGUUUUGUUUAUACCCAUGAGAAGGACCGUAUGUGGCGCAAGACCCGUCAACCCUCCGAUAUUUCCUCCUGCAUUGGAGUGGACCCGAACCGAAACUACGACUCUUAUUGGAUGGAAUACAAUGGAGCUUCUUCGAACCCCUGUUCCGAGACUUACGGAGGGCCGAAUGCCCUUUCAGAGCCGGAAGUUAAGGCCAUGUCGGAUUAUAUAAGCAGCAACAAGGACAAAUUCAACGUGAUGUUGGCCUUCCACUCGUACAGUCAGUUCCUGCUUUCUCCGUAUGGACACACCAGCGAAGAGUUUCCACCCAACUAUGACGACAUGAUGGCUGCUUCCAAAGCAUUUGCCGAUGCGGUGGAGAGUCUGCCAUAUGGAACUGUCUACGAAUACGGAUCAGUUGCGGAAAUGCUCUAUGCCGCUACUGGAGCCACCAAUGAUUGGGCGUACGAACAAGGAAUUGAGAUGUCCUUUACCAUUGAGUUUAGGGACACUGGCCGAUAUGGGUUCAUCCUGCCGCCCGUUCAAAUCAUUCCCAAUGCGGAGGAGGCUUUGGUGGGUAUUGCAGCCCUUUUAGAUAAGUGUGAGGAGUUGGGUUAUCUUGAGCUCAAGACCACACAGUAAGUGCUGGGAAAUUCAGUGUGCAAUUAGUCAAUAAAAGUUUGCUGCAGAUAAACAUUA